This is a messenger RNA of Suillus paluster, 960 nucleotides long. RefSeq lists its product as uncharacterized. The transcript is spliced from 3 exons. Bases 1 to 960 code for a protein of 319 amino acids. NCBI's taxonomy places the organism in Eukaryota, Fungi, Basidiomycota, Agaricomycetes, Boletales, Suillaceae. The record is from RefSeq and is a predicted model, not a curated record.
AUGUCUGAUCCCCAGAAAUUUGACUUUGCCAGUAUAACUACCGCGGAAUUGAAGGAGUUGAUGGCUGUGGCGGCGAUAGUGGAGGAGAAAAAGGCCACUGAGGCGGCAGAGCAGGCAAAGAGGGCGGAAGAGGCAAGAGUUGCUGCGGUGGCAGAGAGGGCAAGGUCAGCAGAGGAAGCACACAAGGCGGCGGAGGCAUGGAGAUUGGGAGUCUCAGAGGUCGUUCCUCCGGUGGUCAUGUGCCAGUGGUGCGAGGCCACUGGCCGGACAUGUACGUGGGCGCUGGUGCGAGAGGCCCUGGCGAAAUCCAAAAGCAGAGGCAGGGCAAAGGCAAAGGCCUGUGACCAGUGCGCGGGCCUGAAGGCCUCCUGUAAGGUCGAUGGAGACGAGAUGCAACUGGCCGCACCAGUGAAGGGGUGGAAGAGGAUGUGGGAGAGGGCAGCAGAGUCCAGUGAAAGGGCGGAGGAAGAGGCGGGUAGGCCUUCCCGGAGGAGGGUGUAUGGAGAGGAGGAGUCCAUCAUGGAGGUCGACGACCAGGAGUGGGCCAAGGCCACCAACGACAUGGUCUUGGCCCAGGCAGAGACCAACGCGCAGCUAGGGGCACUCGCGACAGCCAUAACCCGACUCGCCAAGCAGAUGGAGCUCCAAUGGGCGGAGCAGAAGGAAGAGAGGGACGGGGCCCGGGCGGAAGUCUGGGAGAUCCUCCGUGUGACCGGGGUUGUGCUGGAGAAGGGCUUCUCUGGCCGGGGAAGGAUCCUCAACAAGGCACUUGGGAAGAAGGCAGAGAUUGGGAUGGGGGCAGUGGAGGUCUUAGAGCUUACUAGCUCUUCUAGUAGUGGCACGGAGAAGCCGGAGGAGGAGAUGGAAAGCGAGGCAGAGAAGGGGCUGGAUGGGGAAGGGUCUGGGCCUCAGCUGGAGCCGGGAGCAGAGCUGGAGGAAGAGGCGGAGAUGGAGACCUAA